This is a messenger RNA of Vanessa atalanta (red admiral), 3167 nucleotides long. RefSeq names its product trans-Golgi network integral membrane protein 2-like. The coding region runs from base 94 to 1608 and encodes 504 amino acids. The transcript is spliced from 5 exons. The record is from RefSeq and is a predicted model, not a curated record. NCBI's taxonomy places the organism in Eukaryota, Metazoa, Arthropoda, Insecta, Lepidoptera, Nymphalidae.
CUGCGGAAUAUGGUUUAAUAGUGUUUGUGAAUAUACCGUUAUUAUUGAGUGAUUGCAAAAUUUUCAUAAAAUUUUAAUAUUGAUCAGUUUUCAAUGCUGCUCAUAAAGAUGUUUCGGUGCGUUAUUGCAUUAAUUUUAAUUAAUGUCUAUUAUCCGAGUUCCGGACUUCCUUUAAAAGGGAAUGCAACUCAAAAUCCUAUAGCACAGCAAUUGCAAAAUCUCGCAAAUAUUUGUGAAAAUUUAGUUCUAUCUGAUUUGAUAAAAAAGCAAAUAGAACACUGCAAUGUCAGUGAACCUGCUGAUACAAAGACAGAGUUCAAGUGUUUGAUGUUUUAUGAUAUAAACAGUCAGCUAUGCACUGCUUUCCGUCGUUCUAAAUUCAAUUUGCAAGAAAACUAUACGACUAAAAUGAAUGAAAUUCAAGAUAUUAAAACUAUAUGCAAUCAUGCAAAAACAUGGAAAUUCACAAACAAAGAAAAGUACCCUAAAAAUGAGCCUAUUGACCAAGUAUUUAAAAAUGAAAUAUUCUGUAUACAAAUGUGUUCAGUGGAUGAAUUCUUGAGCGCAGAUUCUAAUUUCUACUGCAAGUAUUACCAGUGGGGAUCAGAUGUUAUACAAACCCAAAUACCUACUUCGACACAGCAAAAUAUAGGUGCAGCUGUACCUGUAUUAGCAGAGUCAAUUUUAAAUCCUAUCGAAAAUAACACUGACAUUUCAAAUACUCCAAAAAUCGAAAAUGGCACAGUAUCUACCAGUGAAAGCAUCAAACCAAUACAAACGAAAUCUGUAGUCAAUGUUGAAUCUACAAAAACUGAACUAUCCAGUCUAGAUGUGGCAGGCCAAACAUCUACAGCCAAUCAAUCAGCAAUAGCUGAUGCUCAGAAAUCACUCGAAAUUGCUCACAAAAUAACUGAGCAGUCUGCUCUUCCAAUUGAUACCAGUCUAUCAAAGAAUGAAAUUGAAAAACCCCCGGUUGAAGAAGAGCCUCCAAAGAAAGAUGAAGUUGAAAAAAAUAGUAAUAUCCAACCAGUUGAACAGAAGGAAUCUGUUAUUGAAAAUCCUAAAGCGAAGCAACCAGUCGGUGACAUUGAUGAAGAUCAAGAAGAUGAAAAUGAUGAUGAUGCAGAAUAUGUCCAAGGUUCUGAUCAAGAUGACACUGUCAUGAAACCAAUUGAAUCUGAUCCUAAUUUUGAUGAUAAUAAACCUAAAAACACCCUGAGUGCAUUAUUGCGUGCUGGAGGAAAAUCAGUUAAAAUACCAUUGCUAGAUUCCGAUCCAAAUAUGGAUGAACAACCUCACAAAAGAGUUGGAAUUGAAUCUAUAACAUCAGUUUCAGAAACAUUUCCAAAUCCAAUGCAAAAUAGCUACGCUGAGGAGGAUGACCACUUCUUCCCCUUCUUCUUGACUGCUAUUAUAAUUGUUGUGUUGCUGUAUAUUUUAUAUCACAAUAAAAAUAAAUUUACAAAAGUGAUUUUAGGAUUGUUAGUUGAAGGUAGACAAACAGGCCGGCGUAGAAACAGCCGUGGCCAUGCCUACCGUCGACUCGACACUCUGGAACAAGCCAUGAACACCAACACCGCGGCACCGCCAAGCAAAAUUAUAUAUUGAACGACAUUCUCUAUUUUUAGGCUAACAAUAUUUAUAAAACUAAUUUCGUUUGCUGUCGAAACAUCUUAUCGAUAACAAGCAACUGUCCUUUAUAAAAUAAUUUAUAUGAAAAAAUUACGUAAAAAGUUCAAAAACGCACAUGUGACGUCAUUAAUCAUGUAUUUUUCAUUGGAUUGAUUUACUGAGUAGUGUUACUGACUUGUAACAUUUUAUCUCAUUGUAAUCAAAUAAAUUGUAUACUUGUUCGCCUCUAUUGAGAUUUUUAGGCUUUAUGGGUGGGAAUAUAAAAUUACAAAAACACAAUUCUAGUAUGGUCAAACAUUUUAUAUACUUGGCCCAAAUACAACUAAUUUUAUAAGAUAAUUAUGAAUUAGGUGUAUACUUUAUGAAACAUUAUUUUCUUAUAUUGAUUCCUAUUAAUUUCUAACAAAAAAAGAGAUUUCGUUUCCGGUUUUCCACAUCACUAAAUAAAUUACAGUACAACAAAAAAAAAUCUUGUAUUCCUUGUGUAAAGUUAUUAAUAAAAGAUUGGACGGUGUUAAGUACAAUAAAAUGAAUGAUGAGGUUUUUUGUCUGAUUGAAACUUAUUCGAAAUAAAUCGUACAUUUAAGAACAUAUUUAGUAAUAUAUAUAUAGUAUAGUAUUAAGAUAUUUUACGCUUACUCUGCGGAUUACAUUCAUAAUCUUUUUCAAUGGUUUUUGUUAAAAUAUUUUUUGCAAUUGCAAUUAUUUAUUUAGUCAUCAAAUUUUGGGUCCAUAUAGUCCAAAAAUAAAUAAAGUAAGUCUAACUGAGUAAAAAAAAACACGCUUAUUCCUUUGACGCUUAGGUACAACAAAAAGACGAUUUUCGAUUUUUGUUUUGUUUAAAACUUGAUUUUACAAAAACUUCUAUCAACGGCGCGUAUUAACAAGAAAAGUUGCCAAUAUUCUAUUUGUGAAUUUCCUCAGCUAGAUCUCAAUAUAUGUUGUAAUUUUUUUUUUUUUCAAGGCAAUUUUUUUUUUUCGGAGUAAAAACCAAUAUCACCGUAACAAAGAGGCAUUAAAAUAUUAUUCAUAAUUUUAGUUAAAAUAUAAAUAAAUUCAAUAACAAUGUAUUAGCGUAUGAUUCGUAUGUAUAUGAACUUUUCUACAUAAAUGUAUGAAAAUUGUUAUAAUUUCUAGAUUUUUAAUCAACAGAACUUAACGAGUCUAUAAUUUUUCUGUAUGUAAAUGACAUAUACGUACUACCUUUUCGGAAUGUAAAUCAAAUUAGAUUUUUGUCAAAAUCGGAUAUCUUUAGUGAAACGUUUAUCAUAUUAUUAAAUUCUCUAGCGUGGUAAUAAAAGGUCCAAAGUACAUUUUUGAGUCAACCAAAAUGUAGGCAUUUGCUAAUUUAUUUAAAAAUUUAUUUGAGGCAGAACGUAAGCUUUACAUUCCUGAUAGUAUAACCCAAAAGGACAUAUGUUAUAUAAAACAUACUUCUGAUUACCAAAGUAAGAGUGAUGGAUAUUGGCCCUUUUAGCACUAGGCUACAGAUUUAUUUAAUAUGCAACAACUUUUCGUUAUGUAUAUCCAAAUUA